AAGGUGAAGAAGCUCAUUAUUUCACACCAGAGAGAGAAGAAAUCAAGAAGUGAAAAUGUCGGGAAUCAUACACAAGAUCGAGGAGACUCUAGGGCACAAGAAGGACGAGCACAAGAAGGACGAGCAUAAGAAGGACGAGCACAAGGGAGAGAGCCACAAGCAUGGACAGGGGGAGCACAAGGAGGGAAUUGUAGAGAAGAUAAAGGACAAGAUCCAUGGAGAAGGCGAUCACCAUGGACAUGGCGAGGAGAAGAAGAAGAAGAAGAAGGACAAGGAAAAGAAGAAGCACGAGGAUGGCCACAGCAGCAGCAGUGAUAGCGACAGCGAUUAAACGUAUCUAUAUUUUAUGUAUUUUAUUUGGUAAUAAACCAGUAAUUAAAUAUGGGUCGGGUCGGUUGCUGCAGGUGAAUGUGGGUAGCGAGAGCUUGUUAUGUGAAAGUAAAUUAGUACCAUAUAAUAAAAUCUAUCUUUUGUGUA
Molecule: messenger RNA, 477 nt
Organism: Mangifera indica (mango)
Lineage: Eukaryota; Viridiplantae; Streptophyta; Magnoliopsida; Sapindales; Anacardiaceae
Product: protein SRC1
Exons: 1
Coding region: 56-331 (91 amino acids)
Molecular function (GO): metal ion binding
Source: RefSeq, a predicted model, not a curated record